Linum trigynum is the source of this 1133-nucleotide messenger RNA. Lineage: Eukaryota; Viridiplantae; Streptophyta; Magnoliopsida; Malpighiales; Linaceae. The record is from the annotation of a GenBank genome assembly.
GCUCCCAUUCACUUACCAAUUUGACAAACAUCGAAUCUAAGCAUUACCCUGUCUCGUCACUGCAGCUGAAUAGAUAUAGUCUGGGGAGGAACAACUCACCCUCAUCGACCAUGGCUGCCACUUCCUCUGUUGCCAAUUUUGCCAGGAGGCUAGAGGGCAAGGUAGCCUUGAUAACGGGAGGAGCAAGCGGGAUCGGCGAGAGCACGGCCAGGCUCUUCGCCAAGCACGGCGCCAAAGUCGUAAUCGCCGAUGUCCAAGACGACCUCGGCCACUCCCUCGCUAAAACCAUCCAAUCCGACUCAACCUACGUCCACUGCAACGUGGCAAACGAGGCGGACGUCCAAAACGCAGUAGACACCGCCGUUUCGAUGCACGGCCAGCUGGACAUCAUGUACAACAACGCCGGCAUCACGGGGACCUACAACACGGCCAUCUCGUCGCUGACCCGCGACGACUACAACAAGGUGUUCGACGUCAACGUGUACGGAGCCAUGCUGGGCGCCAAGCACGCGGCGCGUGUGAUGGCCCCGCGGAAACGAGGUUGCAUCCUGUUCACGUCCAGCGUGGCGUCGGUUAGCUUUGGGGAGGUGCCGCACCCGUACUCGGCGUCGAAGUCGGCGGUGGUGGGGCUGGCGAAGAAUCUGUGCGUGGAGUUGGGGAGGCACGGGAUAAGGGUGAACAGUAUCUCCCCCGGCGCGAUCCCGACGCCGAUGUCGGUGAGGGCGACGGGGCUUGGCGAGUUGAGGAAGGUGCAGGAGGCGGUGGCCGCGGUGGCGAACUUGAAAGGGGUGAUGGUGGAUACGGAUGACGUGGCGCAUGCGGCUUUGUAUUUGGGGAGUGACGAAGCGAGGUAUGUCAGUGGGCUGAAUAUUGUAGUUGAUGGUGGGCUUUGCUUGAACAGUCUUAUCUUGGGCCAGCAGGCACAGGACUAAAAUCACAUUUAGUCGAUAGAGGAAUUAUUAAAAUAAGAAGAGGGAAGAGAAGAGGAAAAAUAUUAUUAUUAUAAUAAGAAGGGAGUAUAGCAUCAAAAUAAUUUCUCCAAGUCAAUAUAUAAUGGGAGAGGACAAGUAAUAGUUCAUUCACCAACGGGAACUAGUACAUGUAAGCAAGGAUAAUAACGAAAUAUUGUUACU